AAUUUAUACUUUUACUAUAAAAAAAGAUUAAUAUUUCUCAUUUCUUACCAUUUUUACUCUAAGCUUUACUUUUUCUACUAAUCCAUAAUCAAAACACCCUAAUCCAACCCCAUCCCCAAACCCCAAACGACACAGUUGCAGAGAUUUCGCCGUAUUAAGCUCAAAAUGUACUUGGAUCCGAUCCGAUUUACUAUCCGCUGACUGUUCUUGGUCGUCAAGAAACGACCGCCGCCAUAUCUACUUCUUCCGGUACUUGGGAUUGAUUUCUCGUUUGAUUCCUGCGUUGAAAUUGGGUUGAAAAGGGUGGUUUUAUGUCCCAAAUGUCAUCAUCGGAUCACAAAAUCCGGCCAAAUCUGCCCUACAUCAACUCACAGGAGACUCAAUUACCGGCCGAAUCGCAGAAACCGGUUUCGAAUAGGAGGGAUUCGACGCCAGCUGCGCAAAACCCUAAUUUCUCCUGCCAGCAUUUAUUGGGGCUCCGAUCCCAGCUCGGCCCGAGCCCGUUCCGCAGCCUGCAGGAUCACAUCUGCAUCCUCCCCCUCGGACGCGCCUCCAUACUUCGUGGGGUGGACAUCCAGUGCGGAUCCUGUGGGCUCCGGCCGCCGCGGCUCUACGCCUGCGUAUCGUGCGCCGCCGUCGAGUGCGGUGAGCACGUGCGGUCGCACGCCGAGGAGACCUCGCACCACGUGGCGGUUGACGUGGACCGGGCCGAGCUCUUCUGCUGCGAGUGCGGGGACCAAGUCUAUGACGGCGAUUUCGACGCCGCCGUCGUGUCGGCCGCCAUCGGCGACCGGCCGGUACCCCCACCGGAGAAUCUUAAAAAGCGGAAGCGCGUGGAUUACAAGCCGUGGACCCCAGAUCUCAAGGAGCAGGCACUGAUCGCGGAGAACACUACCCCUUUGCCAACGAGUCAACUCGGCAGUGACCCGGGUUCUUAUCCACAGGGGCUGAGAGGGCUCAGCAAUCUUGGAAACACGUGUUUCAUGAACUCGGUUUUGCAGGCGUUGCUCCAUACGCCUCCUUUGAGGAACUAUUUCGUGAGUGAUUUGCACAACAAAUUUUAUUGCGAGAGAGAAAAUAAAACCAUUGUUACUCGAAAGAGCGAGCUGAACAAAGCCGAUAGUAAGAAUGUUCAGUUGUGUCUAGCAUGCGAUUUUGAUGCCAUUUUAUCUGCAGCAUUCUUAGGGGAUAGGAUGCCGUACAGUCCGGCGAAGUUCUUAUACAGUUGGUGGCAGCAUGCAUCGGACCUCGCAAGUUAUCAGCAACAGGAUGCACACGAGUUUUUCAUUUCCAUUCUUGAUGGCAUUCAUGAAAAGUUGCAGAAGGACAGGUACAAGCCCCCUAGUCAAGGCAGUGGAGAUUGCUGUAUUGCCCACCGUGUAUUUUCCGGCAUCCUGAGAUCUGAUGUCAUGUGCACAUCCUGCGGGUUUACAUCUACAACGUAUGAUCCAUGUAUAGAUAUCUCGUUGGACUUGGAGCCAAAUCAGGUUGAUUCUGCAAAAACAUCUGCAAAAACAUCUGCAAAAACGUCUUCAAAAACAUCUGCAAAAUCCAGUAAUUCUGUCAAGAAAGAUGCAAACUCCAUGAACUCUGCCCAAAACACAAGCAUUUCUACCUUGGUGGGCUGUCUUGAUCGUUUCACAAGGCCCGAGAGAUUAGGGUCUGACCAAAAAUUCUUCUGCCAGAAAUGCCAAGUGAAUCAGGAAUCUCUCAAACAAAUGUCGAUAAAAAAGCUCCCUAUGGUUUCGUGCUUUCAUAUCAAACGGUUCGAGCAUUCUCCAAUCCGUAAAAUGUCGAGAAAAAUCGACCGCUACUUACAGUUCCCGUUUUCUAUUGACAUGGCACCUUACCUCUCGUCUUCUAUUCUCAAAAGUCGGUAUGGGAACAGAAUGUUCCCAUUUGACGAAGACGAGCAAGAUGCUUCGAGCGAAAUUUCUUCACAGUUUGAGCUUUUUGCCGUCAUCACUCACUCGGGUAAUCUUGAUGCUGGUCAUUACGUCACUUAUUUGAGAUUAAGCAACCAAUGGUACAAAUGUGACGACGCUUGGAUAACUCGAGUCAAUGACGACAUUGUACGGACUGCACAGGGUUACAUGAUGUUCUAUGUGCAGAAAAUGCUUUACUACGGAGAAAGUGAAACGGCAGUUGCUGGUUGACUAUGAAGAAAACCAUGUCAAUACAACAUUGUCUGAGGACCAAAAAUUAGUUAUACUGUUGAAUUUGGUUCGUUUUGGACAAUUUUAUGAGAGUCUCGAUUUAUGAGGCCCGGCCCGCAAUCUUGAAGAAAUUUUGUUAAAUUCAAGAGUAAGGGUAUUUUGGGAAGAGUGUUGUUCAAUUCUUUUUCUUCUUCCCUAUUAUGAAUUUUCAUUAUAGGUGAUGAGGACUAUAAUAGAUAUUGCAGUGAUUGGUACAAAAGCUCAAAGGCUUACACUGAUCAAAUACUAAUCAUACAAGAUAAGAUGGCUAUACUGUGUUUGUGUGUUUGUGCAAUUAUUCUUUGCUUA
Molecule: messenger RNA, 2504 nt
Organism: Erythranthe guttata (spotted monkey flower)
Lineage: Eukaryota; Viridiplantae; Streptophyta; Magnoliopsida; Lamiales; Phrymaceae
Product: ubiquitin C-terminal hydrolase 22
Biological process (GO): protein deubiquitination
Molecular function (GO): zinc ion binding; cysteine-type deubiquitinase activity
Source: RefSeq, a predicted model, not a curated record